Molecule: messenger RNA, 1537 nt
Organism: Pyrus x bretschneideri (Chinese white pear)
Lineage: Eukaryota; Viridiplantae; Streptophyta; Magnoliopsida; Rosales; Rosaceae
Product: phosphatase IMPL1, chloroplastic
Exons: 10
Coding region: 124-1245 (373 amino acids)
Biological process (GO): inositol metabolic process; phosphatidylinositol phosphate biosynthetic process; signal transduction
Molecular function (GO): inositol monophosphate 1-phosphatase activity
Source: RefSeq, a predicted model, not a curated record
UGGAAUACAAAAAGAUGCUUCCACCUUCAUCACCUGAUACCCUUGAGCAAACUUCGUGGCAGAAACACACUGCAAGUUAAUACUGAGGAAAAUUAGCAACACCUUAAUCUUCAUUCAGUUCAAAUGGGCAGGUCCCUGGUUUUCUCCCCAAACGUUCCUCUGAGAAUAUCUCAAAUACCCAGAUCAAUUUUACCGCCCAAUCGACCUAACCACUCACUUUUACUGAACUCAAAGCAAAAAUUGCAAUAUGGGUUUCAAAGAUUUGGACUUUCAAUUGCCAAACCGGCGAGAAGUCUCUGCACAAAGGCUGUGUUGUCUGAAAUUCCGAACCAGGAGCUGUAUGUGAAAGUUGGCGCCAAUUCAACUGGACCAAUUCCAAUUGGUCAGCUCGUUGGAGUGGUAGAGAAGGCUGCUAAGACUGGCGCUGAGGUUGUGAUGGAGGCUGUUAAUAAGCCUCGAAAUAUUACCUAUAAAGGAUUAACAGACUUAGUCACUGAGACAGAUAAAAAGAGUGAAGCAGCAAUUUUAGAAGUUGUGAGAAAGAACUUCAAAGAUCACCUUAUUCUUGGAGAGGAGGGUGGAAUAACUGGAGAUACAUCAUCUGAUUAUAUGUGGUGCAUUGAUCCUUUAGACGGAACAACAAAUUUUGCACAUGGUUAUCCGAGUUUUGCAGUUUCUGUGGGAGUUCUAUUUCGAGGAAAACCUGCCGCUGCUGCCGUGGUAGAGUUCGUUGGGGGGCCUAUGUGUUGGAAUACUCGCAUUUUUUCUGCUAGUGCUGGUGGGGGAGCAUUUUGUAAUGGCCAAAAAAUUCACGUGAGCCAAACAGAUGAGGUGGGACGAUCACUUCUUGUUACUGGAUUUGGUUAUGAACAUGAUGAUGCAUGGAUCACCAACAUAGAGUUAUUUAAAGAGUUUACCGACAUCAGCAGGGGUGUUAGAAGGCUCGGUGCAGCUGCAGUAGACAUGUGCCAUGUAGCUCUUGGGAUUGUAGAAGCAUACUGGGAAUAUCGACUAAAGCCAUGGGAUAUGGCAGCUGGUGUUUUGAUAGUUGAAGAGGCCGGAGGAAAGGUUACGUGCAUGGAUGGUGGAAAAUUUUCUGUAUUUGAUAGAUCUGUCUUGGUAUCCAAUGGUGUGCUGCAUGGCAAGCUUUUGGAGAGGAUUGCACCUGCAACAGAGAAAUUGAAGGGCAAAGGAAUCGAUUUCUCAUUGUGGUACAAGCCGGAAGAUUACACAACAGACGUUUGAUGCACCUGUCAGUUCGUUUUUCUUUGUUUUUGCCAGUCGUGCUGAGAACUUACCUUCAACAGGAAGGUGGUCUCUCAUUGUUUCAUUAGGGACGUUCACUGUAAAUUACAUGUCAAGCGCAAAUGAUAUAUAGACAAGUAGCCGGAAUGGGUUUUAAUUGUUCUAAUUCAGAAAUAAUCGUCGUUAAUGAUCAUGGACCAUCUUUGUCGUCGAUCCUAUGUGAAAUCAUUUUACUCGCUUUACUGAAGAAGUAAGAAAGAAAAAUGUGAAGUUUGGGGAGUUGUUAAGAGUG